Molecule: messenger RNA, 675 nt
Organism: Solanum pennellii
Lineage: Eukaryota; Viridiplantae; Streptophyta; Magnoliopsida; Solanales; Solanaceae
Exons: 3
Coding region: 1-675 (224 amino acids)
Source: RefSeq, a predicted model, not a curated record
AUGGCAUCAAAAAGCAUCACCCUCAAAGACCUGCAUUCAUUCUAUAGUUUUGAUCAAGAACUCUUCAUUAGGUUGGUCCUGAUCUUACAUCAUGAUCCAGAUGUACCUAUCAUGGAAAUCAAUCUACUGGCAAAAGAAGCGGUCAUGUGCUUGAGGUGGGUGCAAUCAAAGGUUCCCCCUAAAUCAAAUCUAGCAAGGGAUAUUUUAGUUUGGGUCUUGUCAAAAGGAUAUCCAAAGGUGCCCCUGAAUUUUCCCAUCCAUGUCCCUGGAUUCCCUCAUCAAACAUUUGGUACCAUAACAGUGAUUCUCAGAAGUUUGGAUUAUAUUAUCCCGAAUAAGAACGGACCACUGGAAAAUAUGUGGUCCUUGAAACCUAAAUCACAAGUUGACGAUAGGACUAUUUUAUUGACAUUAUCAAGGGGUGAACAUAUGACUAAAAAAGAAGUGGUUGAACUCUUUAACUCAAAAUAUAGAGAUUGUGUUGAGGAUGUGAAUAUGCUUCCACCAACUUCAUCAAAACAUUUGUUAUAUGCUCAAAUGGUGGUUCGUGAUGUUUCAACCAUUGAUCAGAUUUUGAGCACAAAACCUAUUGCUAAGUUCAAGAUUAAUGGAAAAGAUGUUUGGGCUAGAAGACUCUGGAUCCCUAUCUACACUCAGCAAAAGGUCAAAAAGUAA